Molecule: messenger RNA, 228 nt
Organism: Erinaceus europaeus (western European hedgehog)
Lineage: Eukaryota; Metazoa; Chordata; Mammalia; Eulipotyphla; Erinaceidae
Product: sperm-associated antigen 11A-like
Exons: 2
Coding region: 1-228 (75 amino acids)
Biological process (GO): antimicrobial humoral immune response mediated by antimicrobial peptide
Cellular component (GO): extracellular region
Source: RefSeq, a predicted model, not a curated record
AUGAAGGUUCUCUUUCUUUCUGCUGUUAUCAUCUGUUUGACUCAAAUGAACUCAGGGGAUGUUCCACCUGGAAUUAGAAAUAUUAUCUGCCUGAUGCAACAAGGACACUGCAGACUUUUUUUCUGCCAUUAUGGGGAGAAGAAAUCUGAAAUCUGCUCCGAACCCUGGAAUAGGUGCUGCCUACCAGUUAAUAAUGAAGAAACCCAAGCUAAACUACAGUUGAAUUAA